AUGAUGAAGGAACCGACGCCGACGUCGACGGCUCCUCUAUCUUGUACCUCGUCUUUCAUCAAGCAGUACCCCGAACUGGACCCUCAAAACCACCUGCGCGUCUUGGACCAGCACCUGCGCGAGAGCGGCGGCUCGUGUAGCCUCACUCAGGCGCUGCACGACCACUUUAACUCGACCACCAAUGGCCACAGCCACGGCUACGGCCACGGCACCGGCAAUGGUCUCAAUGGGCGCUCGAGUAGGAUCGCCACGCCCUUGAUGACCCCUCCUCUCUCACCUGCUGGAUCAUUUGGCGCUCUCUGUGAGUUCGAGUUGGCUCGCUCGCGAUUCUCCCACCCCGACGCCGAGCGACUGCCGACUGAUUCCGAGCUGAACCUCUCUUUGCCUUGCUUGUGCAGACCCCGAACCUCCCCACCUCUCUCGACCGAGUUCACCUCAUCGCUCUUCGUUCGUUUCUCUGCCUCCUGCGCUGUCCAAGACGAACUCGAUCGAGGAUGAACACGGUCACCAUGCGUUGCCGACAACCCAGUUGAUGGGCAAGCUGUCAAUUGUCGUCGUCGAGGCCAAGAACCUGCGAGUCGAGUCGGGCAAGGAGAAGCCCUACGUCUUGUUGCAGGUGAGUAUACAUAUACUUGGUCCUAUACUCUAAUUCGUGCUCAUCAUGUUCCACGGUUUGGCACGCGCUGCACCUGCCUCCUUUAGUACGACCGAACGGACUCGGUCGGCCGAGAAUACGGAGCCCCACCACCGAACGCGAAGCCGCUGCUCGGCGUCCCGAAGCGUGGUGGGGGCAUCAACCGCCUCAACGGACAUCCUCAGGGCCUUGAUGGCAAGGGUCUUAACAGUGUACGACGCGUCGGGAGCAACAGCAACGGCUCUGACCCGUACGACCCAACUUCCCCCCUCGGCGCGCGGCCUCCGAAGUUGAAUCGCCGCAGUACGACCGAGAUGUCGACUUCGACCAGGAUCGUUGAUGACUCGCCCCCCGUCGGUGACCCCAAGGACAUUGGCACGCCCACCGAUCCGAUCUGGAACCACAACGCCUCCUUCGAUGUCAUUGCUCCGGGCCGAACGAUCCUUAUCUGCGUCUACGACAAGCUCGCACCUCAGGGCGGGUUCCCGGCCCACGGCUUCUUGGGUGCCUCGGUCUUUGAAGCGCCAUUGAGUGCCGAGACGGGUGAAGAUGGCCUAGGUCUGGAUAUUUGGGUUCCGUGAGUCAAUAUAUCGGAGUAACGUGUUCUGUCCGCUGAGUGCUUAUGAGCCUAGCACCUUUACUCGACAGGCUCACGAGUGCGCUCGAUCCCAAUGUGGGUGGAGAAGUUCGCCUGAGGAUCCUGUUCGAGAACCUUCACGUGAGUUUCUACGCUAUCGCAGACUUUGCUGUCUGUGCUCUGCAUACUGACAAACUCUUUUGUGUUCUUGCCUCGCAGCUGAGGCCCAAGUUGACGGUCGACGACUUCCAAGUCUUGCGAAGGAUCGGUCAAGGCAGCUUCGGUCAGGUGUUCCGAGUGCGCAAGAGGGACACCAAGCGUAUCUGUAAGGCCUCUUUAUAAUUACUGUUGUGGUAAGUUCAGGUAUACGAUGCUGAACGUGCCGAACCCACCACCAGAUGCGAUGAAGGUCAUCUCGAAGAAAAACGUCGUUUCGCGUGAGGCGUUGGCCCAAGUCCUUGCCGAACGUCAAGUCCUGGCGCGAACCCUGGAAUCGCCCUUCCUGGUCGGUCUCAAGUUCUCGUUCCAAUCUACUACGGACCUCUUCUUCGUCAUCGAUUACAAGUCAGGUGGUGAGCUCUUUCAGCACCUCCAAAAAGAUGGUGGCAGGUUCGAGGAGAGCAAAACCAGGUUUUAUGUAGCCGAGAUCGUUUUGGGACUCGCGUGAGUGGAGCUGCGGCGAUCGUUCGCUGAAAGGCCUUGCUUCUGACUUGGCAAAGUUUCUGAACCGUGUCUUGCUUCAACAGGUAUCUGCACAGCCAGAACAUCGUCUAUCGGGAUCUCAAGCCCGAGAACUGCCUCCUCGACGGCUCCGGCCACGUCAUCUUGUGCGACUUUGGAUUAUCCAAGCUGCUCGACUCACCCGAGGCCACGACUCGCACACUGUGCGGAACGACGGCUUUUACUGCUCCAGAGGUCCUGCUCGACAUCGAGUACAGCUUCUCGUGCGAUUUUUGGUCCCUCGGGUGCCUCGCGUAUGAGAUGUGCUAUGGCUUCUCCCCCUUCUACGCUGAGAACCAAAUCGAAGAGUACGAGCGCAUCCUGUCGGGCGAGAUCAAGAUCCCCGCCAAGAAGGGCUACUCGCCCGAGGGUCGCGAUCUGUUGCAGCGCCUGUUGACGCGUGAACCGAGUGAACGCAUUUCCACCGACGGAAUCCGAUCCCAUGCCUUCUUUGAAUCGAUCGACUGGACCAACCUCGCUCUGCGACAGGUCUCCCCACCGUUCAAGCCGCCGACUCAUGCCGACGAGGACGCAUGCGAUUAUCACGAUCUGGGGAGGUCGGGUCAUUGGAUGUUUGACGAGAUCAGGGGCUGCCACUCGGCGCGCGGCUCGUUGUCGGAAGCGAACGGGAAUGGGAAUAAGACCCCCGACGAGGACGUAGAUGGUUUGUUCAGGAACUUCACCUUCACCGCCAAGGAGAAGGAGAAGGAGAAGGAGAAGGAGAAGGAGAAGGAGCUCGCGAACAAGAUGCUCGUAACGGAGCGCGCGAACGGGACCAAGGAGAAGACGAUCGUUGGUGCGCAAGCGAGGCGGUCAAGCUUUGACCUCAUGCCCUGA
Messenger RNA from Microbotryum saponariae, 2768 nucleotides. Lineage: Eukaryota; Fungi; Basidiomycota; Microbotryomycetes; Microbotryales; Microbotryaceae. The record is from the annotation of a GenBank genome assembly.